This is a messenger RNA of Salvia miltiorrhiza (redroot sage), 1492 nucleotides long. Its product is annotated as polygalacturonase-like. The transcript has 4 exons. The coding region runs from base 87 to 1277 and encodes 396 amino acids. Gene Ontology annotation, molecular function: polygalacturonase activity. Gene Ontology annotation, biological process: carbohydrate metabolic process. NCBI's taxonomy places the organism in Eukaryota, Viridiplantae, Streptophyta, Magnoliopsida, Lamiales, Lamiaceae. The record is from RefSeq and is a predicted model, not a curated record.
CAACACUUCCCCAUCUCAUCAUGUUCUUUUAAAAAAGAAUUCCACACACAACACACACUAAAUCACCAAGAAUCACUACAACUCACAUGGCAAACCCUACAACCAUUCUUUUCACAUCACUUUUCCUCGCAUCUCUCCACCAAUCAUCACAAUCCAUUCCAACCAAUUCGACCACGUACGACGUCGUGGAAUUAGGAGCGAAUCCCAACGGUGAAAUCGAAUCCACAAAUUCCAUGUUGAGAGCAUGGUCCUUAGCUUGUGCCUCCACAACUCCACCCACUAUUUACGUGCCACGUGGCAGAUUCCUCCUCAAGAGCCUUCACUUCAAGGGCCCGUGCAACAACACCGCCGUCACGCUCCGCAUCGACGGCACCCUAGUGGCCCCGCCCGACUACGCCGCCACUGGCGGCGCUGCCUAUUGGCUCCUCUUCGAAGGGGCCCACGGCGUCUCCAUACGCGGCGGCGUCCUCGACGGUCGGGGCUCGGCCUUGUGGGCUUGCAAAAUGAACGGCGAAAAAUGUCCCGAUGGCACCACGACAUUGGGAAUUUCGAAUUCGAAAAAUGUGACAAUCUCUGGAUUGACGUCUCUAAAUAGCCAAAUGUUUCACAUUGUGAUCAAUGGUUGCAAAAAUGUAAUGUUACAAGGAGUGACCAUUUUGGCCUCUGAAAAUAGCCCCAACACAGAUGGAAUUCAUGUCCAAUUGUCGACGGGAGUCACGAUUUUGAACUCCAAAAUCGGCACCGGCGACGACUGCAUCUCGAUAGGGCCGGGCGCCACCGGCUUGUGGAUCGAGGGCGUCGGUUGUGGCCCCGGCCACGGCAUUAGCAUUGGGAGCUUAGGUAAGGAUUUUGAAGAGGAAGGGGUGGAAAAUGUGACAGUGAAAAGGGUAACAUUCACAAACACACAAAAUGGAGUGAGGAUAAAGGCAUGGGGGAGACCAAGCAAAGGGUUUGCAAAGGAUGUUUUGUUCCAACAUGCCAUUAUGUCUAAUGUCCAAAACCCUAUAGUCAUUGAUCAAAAUUAUUGUCCAAGUAACAAAAAUUGUCCUGGCCAGGUAUCUGGGGUUAAAAUCUCUAAUGUGUCUUAUCGAGACGUUCAAGGCACAUCGGCAACAAAAGUGGCCGUGAAAUUCGACUGCAGUGAGACCAGUCCAUGCCAUGCCAUCAAAUUGGAAAACGUUAAUCUCAGUUACAAACAUCAACCAGCACAAGCAAUCUGCUCCAACGCCGCCGGCACCGUGGCCGGCGUCGUCGAGCCCUCCAGCUGCUUGUUUUGAGACAAGGAAAUCAACAAAAUCUUCACACAUAAAUAAUAGGUAAUUAAAUAUAUAUAGUGUUGUUGGGGUUCCGGUCCAAUUUUUGACAGAUUAUUAGUACAUGUUUAUUUAGUUGCUUAUAAUAGUAGUACUGAUAUAUAUACACAAUUCUAUAAUUAAAUGUAAUUUAAUUAACACAAGAACUAGGUCUUCAAAUUGAGGGAGUUACAAUUUAA